Molecule: messenger RNA, 2625 nt
Organism: Cherax quadricarinatus
Lineage: Eukaryota; Metazoa; Arthropoda; Malacostraca; Decapoda; Parastacidae
Product: chitooligosaccharidolytic beta-N-acetylglucosaminidase
Biological process (GO): ganglioside catabolic process; protein deglycosylation; carbohydrate metabolic process
Cellular component (GO): plasma membrane; lysosome
Molecular function (GO): beta-N-acetylglucosaminidase activity
Source: RefSeq, a predicted model, not a curated record
CCAAGCCUACCAUUAUCACCACCAUGGGGAUAUGGAUGGUGGUAGAGGUGGUGUGAUAGAGCAUAGUGAAGACAGCAGAGACCACAAGACUCAGUCAGCCAGCAGCCACAGAGAGGACAAGGUGAUUGUCUCUUGGCUCCGUCUCUCAUACAAGGUAGACGAGGAUUUGGAAAUUGAGGAUGAAAUUGUUGGAGGUGAACUGUGUUAUCGUCUUGCUGGGGAGUCUCACCUGGGCUCCAGCUACUGCUACUACCUUUACGCUACCGUCACCUUGGGGAUACAGGUGUGAUGCUGACAGGUGUGUUAAAGAAGAAAACACCGGUGUGGAUACUCUAGUGACGCUUAACACUUGUAAGCUGACCUGUGGCCCCUACGGCGUGCUCUGGCCAAAGCCUACCACAGCCACCGUAGGCAAUGAAGUGGCCGAGUUCCUCCCUACCAAUGUCACCUACGUGACCGCCUGUGUAGGGGAAGUUUGUUCCCUGCUGGAAACUGCGAUAGAAAUCUUCAAGGAUAACUUGCAACGCUAUCAUCCAGACUACGCCAGUGGUUCUGCACCAUGGGAAGGUCCCUGGGCUCCUGACACAGUGGCUCACACUCUCCACAUCGCCGUGGAUGUAACAGGGAAAGAGACACGAAUUACGCUGGACACAGACGAAUCCUAUGACUUGUUGGUAGCAACCACAGGAGACGUCACUUCGGCAUCCAUCUCAGCGCCAACAUUCUUCGGCGCUCGUCACGCACUGGAGACCUUAUCGCAGUUAGUUGAGUACCAGGAAAACCGAGAUUCACUCAUGAUCGUUACCACUGCUAAAGUCACUGACUCUCCUGUUUUCAAAUACCGUGGAAUCAUUCUUGACACAUCCCGAAACUACAUCAGUGUUGAGUCCAUCAAGAGGUCGUUGGACAGCAUGGCGGCCAACAAGCUAAACUCUUUCCACUGGCACAUCACUGACUCUCAUUCCUUCCCGCUGUAUUUAGAGACCUUACCCAACAUGGCCUACUACGGCGCCUACUCGCCCCGUCAGGUAUACUACCCAGCGGACGUGCGUCACUUAGUGGAGUAUGGCAGAGUUCGAGGCGUACGGGUCCUUCCUGAGUUCGAUGCUCCAGCUCACGUUGGCAACGGGUGGCAGUGGACCGAGAAGGAGGAGAGUCUGGGCAAGCUUGCUGUCUGCGUCAACAGGGAGCCGUGGCAGUCAUUUUGUGUGGAGCCACCAUGUGGACAGCUCAAUCUGGCUAACCCCAACAUGUACAAACUCCUGGGCCAGAUCUAUGACGAGAUGGUUCAGCUCUUCAGUCCCAUCGAUCUGUUCCACUUUGGAGGAGAUGAGGUAAACUUGAACUGCUGGAACACCACAGAGGAGAUUGUCACCUGGAUGAAUGACAACAACUUUGGGUUAUCUUCUGACGCUUACUACCAACAAUGGGGCAUCUUCCAAGAAAAGGCUCGCCAGCUGCUCACCGCUGCUAACGGUGGUACCGAGGUACCUGGCAUCAUGUGGACAUCUCACCUCACGGAAGCUGGCCACGUCGACCGUUACCUCAACAACUCUCAGUACAUAAUCCAGAUCUGGACCACUGGGGAUGACCCAGUAAUUGGAGAACUUCUGAAUAAAAAUUUCCGUGUUAUAUUCAGCAACUACGAUGCGUGGUACCUGGAUUGUGGCAUGGGAGCAUGGGUGGGUGCAGGCAACAAUUGGUGUAGCCCCUACAAGGGUUGGCAGACUGUAUAUGACAACAGUCCUUACGCCAUGGCUAUCAGUCAGACUGGCUCGCCACACCCAGAUCUGGUUCUGGGUGGGGAAGCCGCUCUCUGGACAGAACAAGGGGACGAUACUACGGUAGACUCGAAGCUGUGGCCCCGCGGGGCGGCUCUGGCUGAGCGCUUGUGGACCAACCCAGACACUAACUGGGAAGCCGCAGAGACCCGCUUCAUACACCACAGACAACGACUGGUCAUGAGGGGUAUUAUGGCCCAGCGUGUCCAGCCCGAAUGGUGCCACCAGAACGAAGGUCUUUGUUACCUGUAAGCUGUCACCAGUGGUGCCAUUAGAAGCAAGACCUUUAUUACCUGUAAACUGUGCCAUCACUGUUUCAUUUAAAAUGUUAGAAUGAUGGUAAAAAUGGUGUCUUGAGCCUCUCAACGGUCAACAACGAUGUCAAAGAAACAAUGACCUCUCUAAUACUGGCAAGUGUCACUGAAGAAUCUUCUCCUUUUGAACCAUCGAUAAAAAGUCGCCAUAUAAAUUUUUCCUUGCUCAGAAAAAUUAAACACAUUUUUCUCCAUAGCGAGUACAGUAUGCAAAUCACUCGCCUUACCUCGGACGACAUAGGUAGGUUUGAAUAUAAGAUAUAAUUGUAAUAGUACAGUGGCCAUAUUCGAUGCCUCGCAUUAGACCUGUAGCAUUUUGCAGUUCACUUUUUCAGUCGGUUCUUUACAAAUUCUGUGCAAAUUUAUUUAAAUAUUUUUGUAUUUUAUGAAUAUAUUUCGAUUCGACAAAACUGUAUGCAAAAAUUUAUGUUCAAGAUGCAAAUGUAUGUAUUGAGAUUUUUGCAAGAAUACUUUUGAUAUGUUUUUGCAUCAUGUUUUAAAAUGGAAAUAAAAAGUUAUUAUGUUUCUAG